GAUUAGCCAGACGCUCACAAAAAGAUUAGAGGGUCACAUGGUGGCAUCUUAUAAACACUGUCUGCGAGAAACCCUGGUCCCGCCCUCCCUCUCUGCUCUGUGUCAUCUCAUCGUUCAGCAGCAAGAGUGGGUGUAGGCUCCCGCAGCAUCACAAAGGUGGCGCUUCUCCUUUUGACUACGCUGUAAUGCCCGGGGCGAGGGAGGGGAGAGGUAGACAGGAUCAGGGUCAGAUGGAGCCUAGUUAGCUGGACUGACGAGUAGAGCGAGAGAGAGAGAGAGUGUGUGUGUGUGUGUGUGUGUGCGCGCUUAUGAGUGAGAGAGAGAGCGAAUCACAGAGGGAGAGCAGUGUGUGCAUGUGUGUGUCGGAGGGAAUCCAGUCACAAGAGGAGGAAGGGGCCAUAAAGGCAGGAAGGAAAGAACGGGGGCAGUAAAGACAAGGAUAACCAGAUUAAGAGAAAAAGAUGGCUGAGCCGGAGCUGAAAUUACGGAGCAGUCGGGAGAGCGUUGCUAAGGAAAAGAUGGGGGCUGAAGGAGGCAUGGACCAAGAUGGCCAGGUCGUCCCAUCAUCAACCACCCCCAUGGUCGCCGCCUCAUCAUGCCUGAUAGAACCCCCAGGGAUCCAAGGGGGGCAGACGAUCAAACUCAAACGCAGCAUCACCCUUGUCAACGGCGUGGGCAUGAUCAUCGGCACCAUCAUCGGCUCAGGCAUCUUCGUUACUCCGACAGGUGUGGUGAAAGAGACGGGCUCAGCUGGCCUCUCCUUGAUCGUGUGGUCUGUCUGCGGGGUGAUCUCCACCAUGGGGGCGCUGUGCUAUGCCGAGCUAGGCACCACCAUCACUAAGUCUGGGGGGGAUUACACAUACAUCCUGGAGAUAUACGGCGAGCUGGCGGCCUUCCUCAAGCUGUGGGUGGAGAUGCUUAUCAUCCGACCGUCAUCGCAGUAUGUUGUGUCACUGGUGUUCGCCACGUACCUACUGAAACCUCUCUACCCGAACUGCUCUGUGCCCGACAGUGCUGCCAAGCUCAUCGCCUGUCUGUGUCUCACCUCCCUGACCUUUGUCAACUGUAUCAGUGUAAAAGCUGCUACCAAGGUCCAAGACUUGUUUACAGCCUCCAAGUUGCUUGCUCUGGUCAUCAUUAUCCUCUUUGGCUUCCUGCAGAUCUUUACAGGUGAUGUACCUUACCUGAAACCAGAAAAUGCAUUUGAAGGCAGCAAACUGGGUGUUGACAAUAUUGUUUUGGCCCUGUACAGUGGUUUAUUUGCUUUCGGAGGCUGGAAUUACCUGAAUUACGUCACAGAGGAGAUGAUCAAUCCAGAGAGGAACCUGCCGCUGUCAAUCAUCAUCUCCUUGCCCAUUGUGACGGUUGUUUACGUUUUGACCAACCUGGCCUACUUUACAACCAUCUCCCCUGAAGACAUGGUCGAGUCUGAGGCUGUCGCUGUAAGUUUUGGGGAAUACCAUCUUGGUGUGAUGUCCUGGUUGAUUCCGGUAUUUGUGGGGUUGUCUUGCUUUGGAGCCGUCAAUGGGUCCCUUUUCACCUCAGCACGUUUGUUCUACGCUGGAGCUCGCGAGGGUCAGCUUCCUGCUGCUCUGGGACUGGUCCACACUGACCUUUUCACACCAGUGCCAUCCCUCAUUUUCACAUGUGUGUUGUCCAUGUUCUACGCCAUCUCUCAGGACAUCUUCUCCGUCAUCAACCUGUUCAGCUUCUUCACUUGGCUUUGUGUUGGCAUGGCCAUUGCUGGGAUGCUGUGGCUUCGUUUCAAACAACCCAAACUCAAAAGGCCAAUAAAGGUGUAUUUGUUCAUCCCAGUGGUUUUUGUUCUGGGGUGCGUCUUCAUGAUCAUUGUGUCCUUUUGGGCGGCUCCCUUCGAGUGCCUGAUUGGCUGUAGUAUCAUUCUCACGGGCAUCCCUGCCUACCUGCUGGGCUACAAGUGGAAGAAACCACAUGUGGUCCAAAAGAUGCUUGAAAUCUUCACGAUGUUCUGCCAGAAGAUCUUUCUGGCCGUCCCAGAGGAGAAGCAACAACGCGAGGGGUCUGAAUAAAGCCGGACUAAAGUCAUUGACAGCCAGAUCAUUUUGUUUACACAAACAUUUGCAAUUUUUGUGUUGUUUGUCAGUUUUUUUUAAAGGAGAGGGAUAAGGAGUCAAGUGCACACAUGGCUGUAUGCACUUAUGUAGAGCGUAAGCUAACAUUUACACUUAAGCACUGUCGCAUUUUGGACAGUUUUUAUCUAAAAAGUGCUUGUUGCUUCAUGCUCUAGAUUCUAAUGCUAUACUGUGCUUAGUUGGAUUUAUUGUACAGUGGUAUGAAAAGGUUUGGGCUCCAUUUCCUCACUGUGUUCCUCGGAGUGGAACCUGACAGCUGAAAUCUCUGAGCUAGCUUUUGUAUCCUUCCCCUAGACCAUGAUGUUGAACAAUCUUUGCUCGCAGGUCGUUUUGAGACUACUAUGUUGACUCCUUAAAUAACCUCUCAUGAUUGGCUUCACUCAUGUAUGAAGGUCAAGGGUCAAUGAGCUCACCAAACAAAUUUAGUGUUCCAGUAAUUAGUGUUCAAGGUAUUCAAAUCAAUAAAACAACAAGCGUAACCCAAAUGUAUGCACAUGCCUACUUUAGUUUCAGUAACUUCACCUCACAUCCAUCACUGUGAUGGUCUAUGAUAUAUUUCACUGAAAUGGCUGAUCCAAACAACCAGUCAUUUAUAAAGGAAAAGGGGUGCCCAAACUUUUUCAUACCAUUGUAUGGUUGCAAAAAGCUCCAUACAAUGCAAAAUGUAGAUUGUUUUUGUGUCGUUGCUUCUCUAACAAAAAUGUAAUCGGAUUCUGCACACAAAAGAAGUCAGAAAAUAGUCAGAAACUUGACAUUUUUCAUGGAGAUAACUUAAUUGGUUUACGUUCAGGUUAAUCCUGAGUCCUCGUUCAGAUUUACACACAUGAUGAAUGAAUAUGAUGUCCUUUUGUUUUUUACAUCAACCAAAAAACACAUUUUACACUAAUAUUAGAGCCAUUAGAAUAACAAAACUGCUGAUUAUAAAAGGAAGGAGUGUGUUUAGUCGAUCCUUCCAUGCUACUAACACAACAUACGUGUUCAUUAACAAUAACCUUUUCCUUAUUUGUUCUUCUUUUGUCCCUUCAGCUGUCAUAUUGUGGUGUGUGGCGUUCAGUUGAAGCACAAACUGUACAGUGAAAUGAAAUGUUGUUUUUUGACAUGAUGCUGCUGUUUACUGACAAAUGUGAAAAGGUCAAACCACGGUCGACCAAAAGGUUCACCAUUGAUCAAUUGGUAUUUUAAAAAUACGUAUAUUUACGGGACAGGAGAAACUUUUUAUAGUUGAAGCUGAAUCAACAGCGCUCCUGCUGGCUGCAGCCAAGAAGUACACUCCAUUUGGACUCAAUUGCUUCAAGACGGGAUAAUCAAUUCAUUGAUUAUUAUGCCCAUAAUGAGACACAUAGUGUUUGUAUGAAAGGCUUCACAAAGACACGCAUCAAUGUUAGUCUAGUGUCUGUAAAUAGCAUAGCAACCAUUGUAGUAUUUGUAUUUUCUAUUGCAUGUACCUAUUAUCUAUGCUGAUAUUCCAGAUCGGAAAGAGUGUCACAGCUGAGGUUAUAUCAUUUGAACAAUAAUGCUCUGCAAUUAGCACAAAGCUAACAUCUUUUCAGAGGGGCAGGAUAUAGCAUAAUGCACAAUAAUGUAUUUCCUGUCCAAAUAUAUCUGUUUUAUGGCCCAAAACAUCAGAUUAGUCAUUCAGGUUUGAUGAUUAAAAUACAGGUAUAUUUUUGAUUGCAUACCAAACCAAAUUGGACGUUAAAGUCACACUUUUGAGCACAAGAAACACAACACACAGGAAGACUGAUAAAUGUGAAUAUGAACGUCACAUGAAUGACAGACAUCAUUAAAUUUUUGAUUUCUGCUUAAGAAUGCCCAGCUCCUGUGUUUUGUGUCAGUGAAUCCAUGAUGCCUUUAAUGGUAAUUGUACAAUGCAAUGCCGUGAAGACCAACUCUAUUGAAUCAUAUGUUAGUUCGUGUUAAACUGGUGUAUAUCAGUGACCAUGGAAGGUACAUGUAACAAUAAAGCUAUUUUUGUUCAAGAUGUUGUUGUUUUAUAAACAUAAAAAAGGCUGCAUUUCCUCGCGGUGGGUACAGCUGACGUCUUUCCUUUCUUGUUUUUCUUAUCUUAGCUCA
Messenger RNA from Doryrhamphus excisus (bluestripe pipefish), 4184 nucleotides. Its product is annotated as large neutral amino acids transporter small subunit 1-like. Gene Ontology annotation, biological process: amino acid transmembrane transport; neutral amino acid transport. Gene Ontology annotation, cellular component: membrane. Gene Ontology annotation, molecular function: neutral L-amino acid transmembrane transporter activity; L-amino acid transmembrane transporter activity. NCBI's taxonomy places the organism in Eukaryota, Metazoa, Chordata, Actinopteri, Syngnathiformes, Syngnathidae. The record is from RefSeq and is a predicted model, not a curated record.